UUUUAUUUUUUUGGAGAAGACAACGGAAGGCGCAGAAACAACACUCUCAAAUCUCAUUCUCUUCGUCUUUCUACAGAGCGCUUUGUUUGAUCUUUCUGUAAUAAUGGCUCAACAAACCGAUACGGUGUCAUCUAGCUCUAAUCAAUCUUCUUCUUCUACUACUACUCAAAGUUCUCCUCUCGACCCCCUCAACAAGCAACCCCAGGUGCCUCCAUUCUCUGGCUUCCCAGCAUAUGGUGAUUUUCAGAUGUAUCCUAUAGUUUACCCUGCGCUAGUUCCAGGGUUAACUCAUUUGCAAAAUCAGGAACAGAUGAAUCGUGGGGCGGGCAUUUAUGCAGUGCCAGUUCCACCAUUUAUGGGGCCAAUUGCUGGACUUCCAUCAAGUACUCUUAUUCCUCUUACUUAUAAUAUACCCACCAGGUCAGGUCCUGAUACUGGGGCAGCCAAUGAUCAGGGGCAAGGGGGACAGCAGCCACAACAGCAGCAGGCUGCACCCCAAAGACAAGUUGUUGUGAGGAGAUUUCAAAUUGCAUUUCAGCUUGAUUUGUUAUUAAUACUUAAGCUGGCAGCUGUAAUCUUUUUGUUCAACCAAGAUGGAUCAAGAACAAGACUUGUUGUGCUUGUGUUCUUUGCUUCACUUGUCUAUUUGUAUCAAACUGGAGCUCUCACACCAUUAGUACAAUGGCUCUCACAAAGCAUGAGAAGAGCAGCCCAACCUCCCCGUCCUCCCAGGCCAGUUGCAAGGGCUGAAAAUGCUGCUGUUGCUGCAAGGCAGAAUGAGAAUGUUGGUUUAGCAGAGGGUCAAGCUGGGGCUGAUAAUGAAAAUCGACCAGCAGAGGAUGGUAACCAGGCUGUAGAGAAUGAGAAUGUAGCAGAACCUGGUGGCGGAGAUGGUGGCAACCACUGGUGGGGAAUUGUCAAGGAGAUUCAAAUGAUUGUCUUUGGGUUCAUCACUUCUCUUCUUCCAGGCUUUCACAACGCAGAUUAGAUCAUAAUUUAGUAUGCAAACCAACCUUUGGAACAGUGGUAUAGAAGCUGGAAAAGCUUGUUUCCUAUCUUUUUUGAUUUCCGAAAUGAUGUAGAGUGCCCCUCCUCCCCCAGCUUAUUUGUAGUUAGACUCGCAUGUUAUGUUGCUUUUAUUUUAGACCAUGUUUGGAUCGUUUAGAAAAUAGAGUAGAAAUGAAAGAUCCAAGUAUGCUUAUACUGUUUUGUUUCCAGAA
Messenger RNA from Hevea brasiliensis (rubber tree), 1220 nucleotides. RefSeq lists its product as uncharacterized. The transcript has 5 exons. The record is from RefSeq and is a predicted model, not a curated record. Lineage: Eukaryota; Viridiplantae; Streptophyta; Magnoliopsida; Malpighiales; Euphorbiaceae. The coding region runs from base 104 to 988 and encodes 294 amino acids.